Messenger RNA from Toxorhynchites rutilus septentrionalis, 2753 nucleotides. It is a transcript of the gene kra, whose product is annotated as protein krasavietz. NCBI's taxonomy places the organism in Eukaryota, Metazoa, Arthropoda, Insecta, Diptera, Culicidae. Gene Ontology annotation, molecular function: protein binding. Bases 367 to 1620 code for a protein of 417 amino acids. Gene Ontology annotation, cellular component: membrane; cytoplasm. The transcript has 11 exons. The record is from RefSeq and is a predicted model, not a curated record.
AAGGUUGGCCACACCGUAGGCGAAACUGCGGACGGAGUUCUUUCAUUAAUCAUCGCGUGGUGUGUGCAGUAGUCGGUUGUGUUGUGUGACUUCUUCCCUCGUUAGAUAUAUACACAGUUGCUCUCUGCGAGUUAUUCUAAAUCAAAUUAUCUUCUCGAAUACGUUAAGUUUUCAGCCCCAUCACAAGGAGUUAGUUCUUAGAUUUGUUUCACUUUUUUUUGCUAGUGCUACCAAAAAAUUGUGAUAUUUUAGUUUUUGGGUUAAGUUUAUUUUUUGUACUGCAACCGGAAGGAAAGAACACAUAAGAAUCUACACGAAUUCGGACCUGUGCUUUUUGUGGAAAACCAGUAAAUAAUAACUUAUUGUAUGAGUCAGAAAGCCGAAAGACCAGUACUAUCAGGUCAACGCAUCAAGACCAGGAAAAGGGAUGAAAGAGAGAAGAAUGAUCCCACGGGAUUCCGUGACGCGGUCAUUGCAGGUCUCGAAGCAGCAGAAGAUUUAGAGCAAAUUUCCAAGUUUCUAGACAGUGCUGGUAACAAACUCGACUAUCGUCGCUACGGAGAAGUAUUAUUCGACAUACUAAUUGCUGGCGGGUUACUUGUCCCAGGAGGAUCCAUCUCACAAGAUGGCGAGAAACCUCGCACCAAUUGCUGUAUAUUCGCAGCACCGGAAGACAUGGAAUCGAUGCGUAACCAUGAACAGAUCUUCCAGCGGCUUAUGCGCCGAUACAAGUACCUCGAGAAAAUGUUUGAGGAGGAAAUGAAGAAGAUCUUGAUCUUCAUCAAGGGUUUCACUCCACUGGAAAGGAUCAAGCUUGCUCGUAUGACAGCUUUGUGGAUUGCCAACAACUCCGUGCCGCCACACGUGCUGCUCGUGCUGAACAACGAGCAUCUGACGAAGGAUGGUCUUGCACUCGAGUUCCUGCUCGAAGUGUUCGUCACCUUCAAGCAGGAGAAAGGCACUGCGCCGCUGGUAGCUGCACUACGUAAGGGUGGCCUCGAUAACCGUCUGCUUGUUUUUCUGCCGAUUAAUAAGCGAAGUGAGGAAUACCUGAAGACGGUGUUCAUCGAGAAAGAGCUUGCGGACAUAUUCAAGCUUCAUAAGGCUCAGGCGAGCCAAGAAGCGAAACGCGAAUUAACGCAGCUGUUAAUCGAUGAUAUUAACGACAACAAGACAACAAAAGAUAUUAUUGCCGACAUUAAGGAUAUGUCGGUAAAGUCAAACAUUCCUGAACAUGAAGUCAUUGGUCUGGUUUGGACCACGGUGAUGUCACUAGGCGAAUGGAACAAGAAGGAGGAACUUGUCGCAGAGCAGGCUCUGAAGCACCUGCGCGCGUAUACUCAGCUGUUCGAAGCUUUCACCACAACCAAUCGCGCCGAAAUGAUGCUGCUGCUCAAGGUGCAGGAGUUUUGCUACGAGAACAUGAACUUCAUGAAAGCGUUCCAGAAGAUAGUGCUACUGUUUUACAAGACCGAGGUUGUUUCGGAAGACUCAAUCCUCAAGUGGUACAAGGAAGGACACUCGAACAAGGGCAAGAUGCACUUCCUGGAUCAGAUGAAGAAAUUCAUCGAAUGGCUACAAAAUGCCGAAGAAGAAAGCGAAUCUGAAGAAGAGGAUUAAAUCAAGUCAUCAAUAAAUACAAUGACGAAAUUGACGAUUUAUCAAGUGAGGACGAUAGGAAGAAUCACACAUACAUACACACCUUAUAUAGCAAUUGAGAAUGCAACGUAUUUAUUCUUAUAAAAACUCACCACAAACGGUUAUCAAGCAGAACAAAACCCCAUAAAAAAAAAACAGCGAAAAAUUCUUAACAUUGUGUACAAAAUCUUAAAAGCACGUGUUCCCGAUUUGGGGGAAACACACACACGCCCAUACUUCACCACUCGUACAGAAAAGCAUCAAUAUUCGGAAAGUCUGCUGGAACAAGUACUUCCGAUGAAAAACAAACCGAUAAAGAAAUUUCACCUCCAAACCCUGAAUUUAUUUCAAGAAGAAAAAAUCGUAAACACAAAUUUAUACAAAAAAAAAAACUAAUAAAACAAACUGAUAUAAGCAAAUCAAAUCAGGUAAAACCCCGCUGGCCGUUUUCUUGUGAGACUACUCAACCUCAAGUUGAACGAAAAAGAAAAUGCACCAAACAACAUCAACAAAACACAACAUAGAGCAAGCUCCCAAUUCCGGGCUUGGUCGUAUCCAUAAAUUUUUACCACUUUGAAAAAAAUAUAUAGAUAACUUUUCGCUCGCAGAAAAAAACAAGAUUGUAAAAUAAUAAGCCGACGACUCAAUUCUAAAUUAGAAAACAAGAAACACAAAUAGCCAUUUUUGCUAGAAACAAAUUCGCGAAUUAUACAAAAUGAAAAAACCAAACACACAACAACCAACGGCACAACUUACCCUUUCCGGACGAUGAAAUUAACAAAUGAUAAUGCAAAACGAGAUGGCGAAGUUCAGCAGCAGCAGCAGUACUUGUGCGCUUGAUGAUAAAGCAAAGACGGAUUUUUGGUGUCUUCCACAUAUUUUGCUAAUUGAGAUAUAACCAGCAGGUGAAACAAGAAGAAUUAUAAAAUCAUAACGAAAUAUAUUAGAUAAAAGCGCAUCUUAAAUAGUGUCUACCAGAGACCAAUGAGAGCUACAUUCUCGUGGCGGAGACGGAAUGAGUUUUCACGAGUUUUAAUUGAUCUAGUAAAAAAAGCAUAAAGUCGAAUAAUAAAAAAAGAUGUUCAGUAUAAACGAUACAUCGAAAAACUGGUUAA